UUCUGUUAUCAACAAAAAAAAAAAUGAAAUCAAAAAUGCAGCUUUGCGAUGGAAUAAAACUCUUAUUUCCGACGUUAAAAAGUAUAUUUCGAAGCAAUUUGUAAUAGAAAAGUAACAUGGAUAGCGAAGACGAUAUUUACGAUGAUCUACCACAAGAAACCACCACCGAUUACAUUGUCAAAAUUGAAAACGAACUGGAGUCUGUACAACAGCAAUACAAAGAUGCUCAAAAACUAAUCGAGGAGUUGAGUGGCGAAAAAUAUCAUUUACAAAAACGCAUCGAAGAGCUUGCUAAAAAGGUCGAAGAUCUCGAACGAAAUAUAUCAUCUUUGUUUAGAACUGCUGUGGCUGAAAAUAAACGAAAGGAUAAUUUGCUUCACGAAUUACGUGUUGAAAACGAUGAUUUAGCAUUCCGUCGACGAGAACAUCGCGAUAGAUCAACGAAUCGUUACAGGAAUAGAUCACUCGAUCGUGGUAAUAAAGGUGUUCGCGAAACAUAUCAUAAAGAUGGUAGUCCUAUCGAAGAGAAAUACAGGUAUAGAUCUCAUAUAACCUCAGAAAGUGCCUUCCCUACGAAAAAACCAACCGACAGGAAUGGUAAAUACGACGAAAAACAUCGGAUCGAGAAACGAAACAGUUCGGAAAGAAAUGAACGUCGUAGUAAUGAAUACUGUGAUCAAGAGAAAUAUCGUAGGUCUCGGACGAAAUCAAACGAGUUCAAGGAAAGACAUUCAAGAAGUCCUCGUGAUCGAGUUGAAAGUCUUUUCGAAGCUCAGACUUACUCAGAACGUAUUCGUAUUACCAAAAAGCAGCAUCGACGGAGUCAAGAAAGAUAUCCAAAAUCUCUGAUCAAAUGUGUGAUACGAAAAAGAAACACCUUUAACCCUAAAACCCGAUUAGAUGAUGCUUCAUCUUCAAGAAAUACUACUGAGCCACAAAAUUCAACCAUUUCCUAUAAAAGGAAGCAUCUUCGUGUUCGAACUGAGAAUACUUCGGGUUCAAUGAAUGGUUCAGAAGUUCAGAGUUAUUCAGAACAUAUUUCUAGAAAGGAACAUCAAAAUAAACAAGAAACGCGUGUAGAACAUCACGACAUUAAACCUGUAAUAAAAGAAAAUACUGCUAAUUCUAGCCCUCGUUUAGAUGGUGUUCCAGCCGCAACGAGUAGUUCUGACGUACAAAAUUCAGCCAUUCCACAUAAAAAGAGACAUCUUUAUGUUCGAGUUGAAAAUACUUCGGGUGUAAUCAAUGGUUCAGAAGUUCAGAGUUAUUCAGAACAUAUUGUUAAAAAGGAGCAUCAAGAUAAACAAGAAGCACGUGUGAAACAUCGCAUCAAAUCUGUAACAAAAGAAAAUACUGCUGAUUCUAGUCCUCGUCUAGAUUGUGUUCCAGCUGAAACGAGUGCUUCUGACCUACAAAAUUCGGACAAAUCUUCCAACGAUACGCAUAUUUGGGAUCGAAUUAGAAAUACUUCGAAGAUGAAGAACAAUACGCAUGGACCGAAUACGUCAAAUCCAGAUAAACGUCACCGAAUUGAGAAAACUUCGAGCGAGAAGAAAGACUUGAAUAAAGAGGAUAAUUCAAAUCCGUAUAAACGUCGUCGAAUUGAAAAUACUUCGAGUGGAAAGAAUGAUUCAAACGAGCAGGGUAAUUCAAAUCUGAAUAAAAAUCUUCCGGUUGAAAGUACGUCGAAUGUGAAGAAUGAUACGAAUAAACCGAAUAUCCCAAGUCUACGUGAAAACGAUCAAAUUGAGAUUACGUUGAAUGUGAAGAAUGAUACAAAUAAACCGAAUAUUCCAAAUCUGCAUGAAAAUGAUCGAACUGAAAUUAAGUCGAGUGUGAAGAAUGAUACAGAUAAACCGAUUACUUCAAGUCUACAUAAAAGUGAUCGAACUGAAAAUACUCCAAGUAUGAAGAAUGAUUCAAAUAAACCAAAUACUUCAUCAUCAUCGAAUCUCGAUAAAAAUGUUCAAAUUCAAAACUCGUCACAUCUAAAGAAUGAUACAAAUAUUUCUAAUCCGGCUAGAAAUGAUCGAAUUGAAAAUACAUCGAGUACAGAAAAUAAAAAUCAACCACGUAUUCCAAAUACAAAUAAAAUCGAACCCCAACAUAAUGAAGAAACAAAUCACAAAAGCAUCGAUAUUUCUAAUAAUCUCGCCGAAAAUGCGUUAAAAAAAUUCAUCCCCAAAACACCAGGUAAAACUUUAAUCGAUGAUAUACUCGAACAAAGAAAUUGCAAAGCAGCGUUUCUCAGCAUGAAGAAGCAGUCGUGGAAAUUAGUAUCUCCUAUGAAAGAAACGCCAGAUCUCUUGAAAGAAAAAUUCACGCACAUCGAAAACAAUAAAAUCGAUGCCAAGAUACCAAUGAUUAACGAACAGAGGAUGUUAUCGCCUUUUAAAAAUGUCGGUAUUGUCCAAAUUAUUUCCAGAUGUGCCGAUGAAGUAGAAUCAACUGAAGAAUCUAAAUUUGAAACCAUUGCCGCUUGUUCUGUAACCAUCAGUGAAGAUGUAGAACAUGGAGUGUUUGCUAGGAAAAGCAGAAAACGACCUAGGAUACAGAAAAUUGUCACUGGUGUUAAAAAAAUCGCUACUUGUUAACCCUUUUCUGUGUUGAUUAUAUAUUUGUAUCGAGUAUACAUACGUUGAUGGAUUUUAUUUCAUUGUUGUUCAUUUUAAAAAAUAGACAUCGUAUGUGAGAGCGUUUUUAUAAUGUAAUUAUAGUGUUUUUUGGAAUAAAUUUUGUAUUUUUAUCUA
Molecule: messenger RNA, 2750 nt
Organism: Planococcus citri (citrus mealybug)
Lineage: Eukaryota; Metazoa; Arthropoda; Insecta; Hemiptera; Pseudococcidae
Exons: 3
Coding region: 117-2594 (825 amino acids)
Source: RefSeq, a predicted model, not a curated record